This is a messenger RNA of Colletotrichum phormii, 1776 nucleotides long. RefSeq names its product branched-chain amino acid aminotransferase. Lineage: Eukaryota; Fungi; Ascomycota; Sordariomycetes; Glomerellales; Glomerellaceae. Gene Ontology annotation, molecular function: branched-chain-amino-acid:2-oxoglutarate transaminase activity. Gene Ontology annotation, biological process: branched-chain amino acid metabolic process. The record is from RefSeq and is a predicted model, not a curated record. The transcript is spliced from 3 exons. The coding region runs from base 238 to 1437 and encodes 399 amino acids.
CGAUUGUAUUGAAACUCGCUUUACGGGGGGCUAUUACGUGAGAUCCCAAAAGCAUCCAUAUCUAGUAACAAAGUGGACUUUUUCUGCCAGCAUCGAACCACAUCGAAUUGCAACCCCAAUUGACUUAAGAGUCACUCCCCCGCCUUCCACACCUCCGCGAGUCCCGAAAACACCAACGGAUUCAACCCACGAUCCACGAACCCACGAUUCCCGAUACAAUAACAAACGAUACUCACAAUGGCUGCCUUCCCGCCCCCUCCGGUCAACACCAUUGACUGGUCCAACGUCGGCUUCAAGAUCCGCGAAGUCAACGGCCACAUCGAGUCCACCUACUCCGUCACAACCGGCAAAUGGACCCCCCUCAAGUUCGUCGCCGACCCCUUCAUGCGCAUCCACGGCAUGGCACCCGCCCUCAACUACGGCCAACAAGCCUACGAGGGCCUCAAGGCCUUCCGCGCCCCCGGCGACAAGCAAAUCAACAUCUUCCGCGCCGACAAGAACGCAAAACGUCUCCAGCACUCCGCCGACGUCGCCUCCAUGCCCCGCGUCCCCGAAGACCUCUUCAUCGCCGCCGUCAAGGCCGCAGUCUCCCUCAACGCAGGCUACGUCCCGCCCCACGAGACCGGCGCGGCCAUGUACAUCCGCCCCCAGCUCUACGGCUCCUCCGCCCAGCUGGGCCUCAGCCCGCCCGAGGAGUACGUUUUCGCCGUGUUUGUGAUCCCCACGGGCGUCUACCACGGCAGCCACCCUGUUAAUGCGCUGAUUCUCGACGACUUUGACCGUGCUGCGCCGAAUGGUACUGGACACGCCAAGGUGGGCGGAAACUACGCGCCCGUGCUGCGCUUCAGCGACCGCGCGAGGAGCGAGGGAUACGGCAUCACACUGCAUCUGGACAGUGUCAAGCACGAGGAGAUUGACGAGUUCAGCACCAGUGGUUUUAUUGGUGCCAAGAAGGAGGGCGACAAGAUUACCCUCGUCGUGCCGGAUUCCAAGUGUGUUAUCGACAGUGUGACGAGCGCCAGUAUCCAGGACAUUGCACGUAGCUUCGGCUGGGCGGUCGAGAAGCGAGUGAUCAAGUACAGCGAACUCCCCACCUUUUCCGAGGUCAUGGCAGCCGGCACGGCAGCGGCCCUGGUGCCCAUCCGCUCCAUCACGCGGCGCGUCGACGCUUCCUCCCCGCAGUCCCUCGCCGGCAGCUCGCAGGAGCGCGUCAGCAGCGCCAAGGCGGGCGAGGAGACGGUGACCUUCAUCCCCGAAAGCCAGGAGGAGGCGGGCGAUAUCUGCCUGAAGCUGCUGUCGACGCUGCAGGCUAUUCAGCUCGGUAAGCUCAAGGACGAGUUUGGGUGGAACUUUGUCGUCAGCGAGGCGGACGGCACGGCUGUUGUGGGAGAGGCCAAGACGAAUGGGUCUGCGCAGACUGUUGAUCAGAUGGAUUGAGAGUACUGCCCAUGAUGGGAUGUUUGAGUGCUCUGUCAUGUCUGUGUUACGACAUGGCCGUCGGCUGGACUUGUCUGGAGUGGCAUAGUUUCUGUGGCGUACGUAUGUUCGGGAAAGGCUUGAUUGGAGUGGAGCAAAUCAGUUAAAAGGCAAAAAAGCGUACAAUGAAAUAGAGCAAUGAUUGGAUCCAGGUAUACGGACUACGGACCACGCGUAGGAAUUGCGCAUCUUGACACGCCUGUUUGGCUUGGGCGGUGUACCAUGGUCUCGGCGCCAUGCGAAGUACGUAGGCAAGACAGGCUACCUGAGGCUCGACGGGCUACUCUGUUAGUGAACCCC